ACAAACACAUAAAUUGAUGCUGCCAAAAUUUAUGUUAUUGAUGUGUUAUAAGAUUCAUGUUUUAUGUACUCAGUGAGAUUAUCAGGUCCGGGUUUAUGAUUAAUUCUUCCCUCAGGCGAAGAACGCACCUCGUUCAAUCUUUCUCCGUCGUCUUUCUUUACUGGUUCUACGUUUUUUCAUAAUUAAUAUUUCCCGAGCAAACAAAUCUCUCUUAUAUAUAAUACAUAAAUCGAAAUAAAUAUAUUAAAAAAGAAUAAAAAAAAAUAAUGGCGUCUUCGAGCGGAAACUCGGCCGGUUCGGAGGGCGGGGAUUUGCAGAACGUGAUGGAUCAGCGCAAGAGGAAGCGAAUGCUGUCGAACCGGGAAUCCGCGCGCCGGUCCAGGAUGAGAAAGCAGAAGCAUCUAGAUGAUCUGAUGGCUCAGGUUAACCAGCUCAAGAGAGAGAACGGUCAGAUUUUGACCAGCGUCAACGUCACUAAUCAGCACUACGUCCACGUGGAGGCUGAUAAUUCGGUCCUCAGGGCUCAGAUGAUGGAGCUCACCCACAGGCUACAAUCCCUCAACGAAAUCUUGAACUACAUCAAUUCCUCCGCCGAAAUCGCCGCCGCCGGCGGCGGCGGCGGGAGCUGCGUGUUCGGGGCGGAGGAGUUUCAGCACCAGGGUUUCGCCGACGGGUUCUUGAACAACAACCCGUGGAACAAUAUUGGUGGGAUUAACCAACACCCGAUUAUGGCCUCGGCUGAAAUGUUUGAUUAUUAAUUAUUGAUUAUUAUUAAUUAUUAUUAAUAAUCAUAAUUGGGGAUUAAUUGGGGAUUAAAAAAAAUGGUCAAAUUGUUGUUUGGCUAUUUCGUGGUUGUCGCGAUGUAAUUUUUAAUUAAUUUAGAUCAAUGAGUAUCUGGGGUAGGGAGGGACUAAUUAAAUAAUAUAUUAUUUUUAUUUAAAUAGUGAUAUUUAAUUGGAUUGGUCGUCUUUUUGUCCUUUGGAUGUAAGUUGUAUUCAUGUUGGCUUCAUCUAAUUAUUAAAAGAAAUUGUGUUCAA
Molecule: messenger RNA, 1037 nt
Organism: Erythranthe guttata (spotted monkey flower)
Lineage: Eukaryota; Viridiplantae; Streptophyta; Magnoliopsida; Lamiales; Phrymaceae
Product: bZIP transcription factor 44
Biological process (GO): positive regulation of DNA-templated transcription
Cellular component (GO): nucleus
Molecular function (GO): transcription cis-regulatory region binding; DNA-binding transcription factor activity
Source: RefSeq, a predicted model, not a curated record